AUGGAAGACAAAGAUGUGUCACAAUCAUCGCCUUCAUAUAGUGAAUGUGUAGCAACACAACCCAUUACUAUACAACCAGUUCCAGGUGCGUACGUUAUUCAAUAUUCAAGUGCUCCGCCACGUGGUAUCAAUUGUCUCCAGUAUAUCCAAAAGAUAAUAAUAGAUAAAGAAGUUAGUAUGACUGAAAUUUUCUUGAACUUCAAAAAGGAGGAUUGUUUUGCAAUUAAAGACGAACUCGGUCGGAAGCUUAUAUCAUUUAAAGAAGAAUCUUCUUCUUUACAACGAUGUUGUCUAGGUGGAUUCAGAGAUUUUGUCUGUAAAGGUUUUGAUUUAUAUGGGGAAGAAAUUAUUAAUUAUGAACGAGUUCUGAAUUGGAAAUCUUGUUGUGAUGCUGAAAACAUUAUAGAAGUUUUUUCACCACCUGGGAACUCUGUAGGUAAAGUUACUUACGACAAAAUAAACAGAAAAUUUGUUAUAUGGGAUAUAACAGGACUAGAAAUUUUCAAUAUUCAGUGUACUUUCAAGUGUUGUGGAAAGAACACAUACGUCAUAUUAUAUGGUGAAGAGCCAAUAUCGGAUAUAAAUGCAAGCAAAUACAUUUUUGAAUUUUCUGUACCCAGAGAUUUACAGCCGAUACAAAAAGCUUUAAUCAUUGGUGGAGUUCUUCUUCUAAAAAGUAUGUUCUAUGAUCAAGCACGAUAAGCAUGUUCCAUUAAAAAAGUAAAAAUUCUUAAAACGAAGAAACUUAAUAAAAUUUGUUGUGAAACCAUGUUUUAUUAAUACGCCCAGAAACUUGAAACAACGUAAUGUUAAUUUGGAAACUUUAGGAAACGCAAAAGGAACAGUCUUAUCAAGCCGGGACGAAAAAUUCCGGCGUCACUAAGCACAUAAAAUUACUGGAGGCGCAACGCGUCGCAGAGUAGACUGUGAAAUGGCAAGUGCUUUCUUGGGUCAAAGAGGAUUACUAUUGAUAGAGAGUGCAAGUUGCCGGAUUUUAGAGGAUCUUGAAACAAAAUGCGCCUCGUACACGUGGUUAAUUCGCCACGCUCCCACGACGGAUCAAACAGUGUUACUGUAACAUAUACCGGUGUUUUGAUCAUGUUUCGUUUGACUGCGUGAUGUUUAUGAUUAAUUCACAUUUUCUGACAGCUAUUCUCAAAUCUGUAUUGAUUUUUUAAUG
This is a messenger RNA of Aethina tumida (small hive beetle), 1180 nucleotides long. RefSeq lists its product as uncharacterized. Gene Ontology annotation, cellular component: plasma membrane. Bases 1 to 702 code for a protein of 233 amino acids. NCBI's taxonomy places the organism in Eukaryota, Metazoa, Arthropoda, Insecta, Coleoptera, Nitidulidae. The record is from RefSeq and is a predicted model, not a curated record. The transcript is spliced from 6 exons. Gene Ontology annotation, molecular function: phospholipid scramblase activity. Gene Ontology annotation, biological process: plasma membrane phospholipid scrambling.